Pectinophora gossypiella (pink bollworm) is the source of this 1276-nucleotide messenger RNA. RefSeq names its product origin recognition complex subunit 6 (gene Orc6). The transcript is spliced from 6 exons. Gene Ontology annotation, biological process: DNA replication initiation; DNA replication. The record is from RefSeq and is a predicted model, not a curated record. Gene Ontology annotation, cellular component: nuclear origin of replication recognition complex. NCBI's taxonomy places the organism in Eukaryota, Metazoa, Arthropoda, Insecta, Lepidoptera, Gelechiidae. The coding region runs from base 91 to 1041 and encodes 316 amino acids. Gene Ontology annotation, molecular function: DNA binding.
AAAACAGUUGGACCGCUAACCGCCUAAAGGUUCCAGUUUGUUUAAUUUAUUAUUCUAUUUUAAUAAAUUGGUCAAACUGUAAAAUUUAUAAUGGGGAAACAGAGUAAAACUCUCCAGCUUAUGGCUGUAAAACUUGGCUUGAACGACGAAGAUAAAGUUUUAAGUAAAGCCGCAGAGUUCGAACGUCUGCUGCAAAUGAAGUCUACAGCCAACACUAUCACAGACACCGCUAAAGCUGUUAUAUGCUUAGAUUUGGCUGCAUCAUUCUUCAAAUUUGAUUUGGAUCUGAAAACAGCCAUCAAAUGUUCUGGCCUGAAAUCUCCAUCUUACACAAACAGCAAGAAGAUUGUGGAGAACCUGCUUGAGUUAAACACAGACCGGUUGACAGUGCCGGGGCUGUGUCUGAUGCUGCAGUGCAAUGUGCAGGAACUGGCUGAGAGGAUACUGGAAGAGUACAGGAGGACUGCUAAAAUUGAACUUGACAUGUCUCUGCCACAGUAUGUUUGUAUGGCAGUUCAUCAAGCUUGCAGGAUAAGCAAAGUGAAAGUACCAAAGAGUAAACUGGUGGACAAAUCCCAGCUGAAGCCGGGGCAGUGGGGGAAGUUGGACAUGGAAUGGACGAAGUUCACAGACAAAAAGUUUGCCGUAGCUAAGAAGAAGAGAGGAAAGUCUGCUAAAACUGAUGUUAUAGAACAAGAAGACAAGAUGGACGUAGAUGGUGAAGUAAUAAAAAAAGAUGAACAAAUAACAGAACCACAAAUAGAACCAUAUGAGGACUGGAAGCAAAGAAUAUUGGAGGCUGCUUACAAGGAACUAAGAAAACAGAACAAGAACUUAGACAAACAACAUAAGAACUUAGAUGAGCAGCAUAAGAACUCAGAUAAACAUAAUGAGAACCAAAGUAAACAGACAAAUAAACAAAUGGUUAUUUCCUUCUCUCCACGUAGAUCGCCAAGAAAGACCCCACAGAAAUAUGAACCUUAUAAAAGUCCCGUUAAAAACACUCCCGUUAAAGCUGUCAGAUUAUUGUUUAAUUUAUGAUAACUCAUUUAUAGCUAUUUACUUUAGGAUUUUUGUUUGUGUAUAUUUAAGUACUGACAUUUUAAAGUUUGAAAGAAGAUUGACUGAUUCAAGCAUUUACUAGGUAAGUAAGUAGGUAAGUCACACUGUAUGCGCGUAUGAAAUUUCGUUUUAAUUUUAUGAAUUAUGAUAAUGGCAUUUUUGUAUCGUUAGUUAAUUUUAUAAUUGAAAUAUACUUAAGUUUAUACCUAGCGUA